AUGAACGACGACAGUGCCAGUAUGAACGACGAAGCCAGUAUGAACGACGACAGUGCCAGUAUGAACGACGACAGUGCCACGUCACUGCAAUGCCGGGGGUAUUGGGAGGGCCGGACGCCAGGUGAGGUGUACACGGGAGGCUGGACCAACUACACCACCUGUCUUAUACCCGAGAUCAGGAUACUUAUGGAUAAACUCUAUGCCAAGUCUAAGGAGGAUGCCCAGUUGAAGCUACAAGUGGCUGAGGUGAGCCGAGUGAUAGAGACAGUGGGUCUCUCUCUCUCCCUGGCGUCCAUCCUCGUCUCUCUCAUAUUCUCUUACUUCAGGUCACUCCGUAACAACAGGACCAGGAUGCACUUCAACUUGUUCGUGGCCAUGAUGAUUCAACUGGUGGUGAGGCUGACACUAUACAUUGACCAGUACGUGACCCGGAAGACAGAGCAGAGGUCAACAGGCAUAGAUAACACGCCUGUGUUGUGUGAGGUGUUCUACGUGUUGAUGGAGUACGCUAGGACGGCCAUGUUCCUGUGGAUGUUUAUAGAAGGACAUUACCUCAACAGUAUGCUGACUGUGGCAGUGUUUACUGACCAGCCCAACCACACUAUGUAUGGUGAAGUGGGGUGGGGCGUACCAGUGGUGAUGACGACAGUAUGGGCAGCUGUCACCGCCGUCCAGCACACAGGCACUGAGUGCUGGUGGGGAUACAACCUUAGUCCUUAUUUCUGGAUACUGGAAGGACCUCGUCUUACCGUCAUUAUUACCAACUUCCUGUUCCUGCUCAACAUACUAAGAGUUCUCAUCACCAAGCUACAGGCCAGUGUGUCCUCUGAGACCCAACAGGCCAAGAAGGCAGUACGGGCAGCCAUCGUCUUACUGCCCCUCUUAGGCAUCACCAACAGCCUCCAGAUGGUUCACUCACCACUAGAGGGGAACAUAGUCGAGUUUGCCGCCUGGAGCUUCGUCACCACCUUCCUCACCGCCUUCCAGGGAUUCUUCGUCGCUCUCUUAUACUGCUUCCUUAACAAUGAGGUGAGAGGAACGAUCACUAAGUGUGUGGCUAACCUCUACACUCAACGACUCCUGCCCAAGAGGUCUAAAAGAAGCUGCAUUAAUGGCAAUAUUGCAAGUGAGGCGGUAGGAGCAGAGGAGCCAUUAACUACAUUCAGAGAAGAAAUAACGAUAGAACACAGUGAAGAGCCAGAUGUUAUAACUACCACUGUAUGACCCAUCUUAUCUCCCUCCUCAUUCUCCUCACUCUCAUUCUCCUCACUCUCAUCUCUCCUCUCUUAUUCCCCUCCCUCGUUCUCUUCUCUUGCCCAUCUUCUCUCUAUUUGCCAUUCUCUUCUCCUCACUCUUCUCCCUCUCUUCCUUCGUCAUUUCAACUUCAUUAUCAUCUUUUUUCCUCCUCCCUACAUCUCAUCAGUCUCUUCACGUGCUCUGAUUGGCAUUACCGCCACCUACAUCAUCGAAUAAUCUGAUUGGUUCGUGUGAAAACUAAAGGUAAACACACAUCCAUGACGCACUCGACCAAUAAGAAGAUACGAAUGAGAAUAUACUUUAUUCUAAUUGGCUGAGAGGGAAACAUAUCUCUCAUUAUCAACAGAUUUCUAAGACAAUCCGGGUUCCGUAUAAGACCUGAGAGACAUAUACCACUGAUAGCUAAUUAAUAGUAUAAUGAGGUGAUAACUAAUUAACUAAGAAUGAGUUUACUAGACGUAGAUAUUAAGGUAAAUAGAUAAUUAAGAAAUUAUACGUGGAUUAUGAGAAAUAUGUCCUAGUGUUUGGUAAGGCAUGAGAGUACGUGUGUCUUAAUGUUCCUCAAGAUGAUAAUAAUUGUAUCUAAAUCUUUUUCUUUAGUUUUUAGGAUGUGCUUUAGCCUUGUGUGUGUGUGUGUGUGUGUGUGUGUGUGUGUGUGUGUGUGUGUGUGUGUGUGUCUUGUUGCUUGUCUGUCUGUCUGUCUGUCUGUCUUUUAGUACUAGCAGGACAUUUGACAGGAUGAUAUAAACGCUUAUCACUAUAUUAGCUGCUAUUUGCUAUUUCAAUCUAUUCCCACUAGCAAACAAUCCAUUUAGGAAAUUAUUCUUAAACUGUAGAUUUACGCCAUAACUCAUUAUGCUAAAUAUAAUCACAUAAUUAAUACAUUUUGAAUAAUUAUCUGCCGUCAUGGGUGUUUUAAAUGUCUUGUAUAGUGUGAGAGUAAUUAGCCACCUAUGAUUCGUGUGCAGGUGAUUAGAGACGCACACACCUGUUACACCUGUCACGCCUGUCACACCUAUCACACCUGUCACACCUUGUUAUUAUUUCCACUGAUUCUUUUUUAUCUCGUUAUUGUUAUCGUGUUAUCAUUGACCUCUGGCCGCCCUACGUGGCCCUCUGGGGGUGUUGGCCGUGUGUUGAGGAUCAGAGGUCAAUUCAGGUCAAUUCAGGUCAAUUCAUGAAUGUAAUUUACAUACAUACAUAUAUACAUACAUACAUACAUACAUACAUAACCUAGGGUGGAUUGUAUAUAUUGGUAUGGCGUUUAUGCUGUGAGAUUUGGUCUAUAGUGUAAAAUAUGUAAAGGAAAUAACUGAUGAAUGAACAGAUUUAUUGAAAAGAAUACCAAAACUUUUAUACAUAAUCGAAAAAAAAAAGUAUGGUUAUUUUUUCCAUUGGUUCUGUGUACACUGUAUAUAGUCAUUGGUGGAUGGUUGGUAUAGAUAUAUAAAUUUAUAUAUAUAUACUAUAAAACUCUGUUAUAUUUGUUAGUAAACCUAUAUAUAUAUGGAAGCUUAGGGUGUUUGUUGACAUUCUAUUGUUUACAUGUAGGUCUGUUUACCUCACUGAUGAAGGGAUUAUAAACUAGACGUGUUUACAAUGACUGGACGCAAAAGCUGAUAAUAGAGUAAUAUGGACAAGUCACGGUAUUGUUAAUAAAUACUUAACUACUGUUUUAAUUAGGCUACCAUUAGGGUUAAAACUGCAUAGGUGACGAUGUUGUUUUAAUUAGACUAUCAUUAAGGGUUAAAACUGUAUGAUGUUGAUGGCAGAGGCUUAUGAGUAUUGAUUAUAUAUGAAGUUUAUUUCUAUACGUGAUUAGGUUUAACGUCAGAUGGUUUAAUUAGAUUAAACCUUGGAUAUAUGGGUUUAUAUAUUGACCACUAUAUUACGACAGCUUUUGAGGUGUAUAUAAUUACUAUAAUUUAUCCCUUAAAUUAUUCCAUAUGAGUGAAAAAUUUUACUGUAUAAUCCUUAAUUAUUUCAGUGUGAAGGAUUAUGUAGAGUAACCAGAAAAUAAAUUACCUGUGUUACGUAAUUAGAAAAAUGAAGUAAUUAUUGAUAAAGGUUAAUUAAUUUGUGAUUAAUAUUGAGCAGGUGCCGAAUGUAAUUAUCUAUAUAUGUAGGUGAUUAAGAGUUACUUUAUCAGUACUCUUAUUAAUGAAACAGGUAGUUAAUGAGAUUUUACCUGUCUGGAGUCUAAUUAUCAUACUUAAAAUACUGAACCAACUCAUUUCUACACCAGGUUUAAUCCCCUCGUUACCUCAGUACCUUUCCAACGUAAUUAACCUGUCCACCUUAAGGAGACUUACCUGUACCCUUCACACCUGUUGAGAAUUUCUUUUAUGGUAAUCAACUCGAUAAUUGGUCCAUUUUGUAUGUAAUUGAUAAGGUGAGAUAGUGAAGCUAAGGAAGGUAGAUAGUGAAGGUAAGGAAGAUAGUGAAGAUAGAUAGUGAAGAUAGUGAAGCUAAGGAAGGUAGAUAGUGAAGAUAAGGAAGGUAGAUAGUGAAGAUAGUGAAGAUAGAUAGUGAAGA
Molecule: messenger RNA, 3792 nt
Organism: Homarus americanus (American lobster)
Lineage: Eukaryota; Metazoa; Arthropoda; Malacostraca; Decapoda; Nephropidae
Product: PDF receptor-like
Exons: 13
Coding region: 1-1224 (407 amino acids)
Biological process (GO): adenylate cyclase-modulating G protein-coupled receptor signaling pathway; cell surface receptor signaling pathway
Cellular component (GO): plasma membrane
Molecular function (GO): G protein-coupled peptide receptor activity
Source: RefSeq, a predicted model, not a curated record